Molecule: messenger RNA, 5907 nt
Organism: Mytilus californianus (California mussel)
Lineage: Eukaryota; Metazoa; Mollusca; Bivalvia; Mytilida; Mytilidae
Product: F-box/LRR-repeat protein 2-like
Exons: 15
Coding region: 90-1415 (441 amino acids)
Biological process (GO): SCF-dependent proteasomal ubiquitin-dependent protein catabolic process
Cellular component (GO): SCF ubiquitin ligase complex
Molecular function (GO): protein binding
Source: RefSeq, a predicted model, not a curated record
GAUGAUUUGUUAUUAUUUCUCUUUUGUUCGAUCGUUCUUCUCCUGAUGAAAAUAUAUACAGCAAAAACCAUUAUUAAUGGUUUGGCGUGAUGAAUAACCACAACAGCUUCAAUCAUCAUGUAAAAAGUCGAUCAGAGGUUUCCAAUAUAUCCAUUAGUGAUGAUGAUGCUCCAAUAAAUAAGAAACUCCCAAAAGAACUGUUAUUAAGAAUAUUUUCAUUUUUAGAUGUUGUUUCAUUAUGCAGAUGUGCCAAAGUAUCAAAGUUUUGGAAUUUGUUAGCAUUAGAUGGAAGUAAUUGGCAAAGAGUUGACUUAUUUGAAUUUCAGCGUGAUAUAGUUGGACCUGUUGUAGAAAAUAUAUCCAAGAGGUGUGGAGGAUUUUUAAAAUCUCUUAGUUUACGUGGCUGUCAGAGUAUAACAGAUAAUGCUUUGAAAAUAUUUGCACAACAAUGUAGAAACAUUGAAGAAUUAAAUUUGAACAAUUGUAAAGAAAUAACAGAUGUUACUUGUGAACACUUAGGGAAGCAUAGUCAUAAGUUAAGUUGGUUAGAUAUCAGUUCAUGUCAACAGAUUACUGAUAAAUCCCUGAAAGCCUUAAGUGAUGGGUGCCGUACUCUGCAGUUUAUAAAUAUAUCUUGGUGUACCAGAAUAUCCAAUGAUGGGUUAGAGGCUUUGAGCAAAGGUUGUCAUAACUUACAUACAUAUAUAGGCAAAGGUUUAACACAGGUCACAGAUGAAGGUGUUGGUUAUAUAGCUAAAAAUUGUGAAAAACUGAAGAAGAUCAACCUUCAUAGUUGCACAAAUAUAACAGAUGAUGCAGUACAGGAGAUUGGAGACCAUUGUCAUCAGAUAUUAUUCUUAUGUCUCUCAAAUUGUACACGUCUGACUGAUGCUUCACUAGUCUCUUUAGGUCAAGGAUGUCAUAAUCUCACUACAUUAGAAGUUGCUGACUGUUCACAUUUCACAGAUAAUGGAUUCCAAGCCUUAGCAAGGAAUUGCAGCAAUUUGGAAAAAAUGGAUCUGGAGGAAUGUAUACAGAUAACAGACACAACACUGAAUUACUUAGCAAUGUUUUGUCCUAAGCUUAGUGCAUUGAGUUUAUCACACUGUGAGUUGCUUACAGAUGAAGGUAUUAGACAUAUAGGUGCGAGUGCCUGUGCUACUGAACAUUUAAAAAUUUUAGAACUAGACAAUUGUCCUCUAAUAACUGAUGCUUCUUUGGAACAUUUAAUGGGAUGUCAAAGUCUAGAAAGAAUAGAACUUUAUGAUUGUCAGUUAAUUACUAGAGCUGGUAUCAGGAGAUUAAGGACAAGAUUACCAAAUAUCAAAGUCCAUGCAUAUUUCGCACCAGUGACACCACCACCAUCAGUUGGAAAUGGACGUCAACGUUAUUGCAAGUGCUGUACAAUUCUUUGAUCUUAUGACAAUGUAUUGUAAUAUGUCUAUUUCAAGUAUUGUCAUAUUCAUGUUGCUUAUGUUAUAGUUAACAUUACAGAAAGAUCUGUUUUGAUAUACACUGUUUUGUUCAUUACAGAUACAUAUGUAUUGUCAGGAAUUCUUUUUAUUGAUAUUCAAAAAAAUGUUUUGAAAGUGCUUCUUGACAUGUCCUCGUUUUAUAAAAGAAAACCUAUUUAAUUGAAUUUACAUAUUUUAAGUGUUUAACUGGCAUAUUUAGGUAUUGUCUGGUUGUGGAGUAAUUAGAUGGUAUGACCAGGACAUCUGGACAAUACUGUUUACCUAUAGCUAGUGUCAGAUUUUAUUGGCCAUUGAUAAGGUCAAUUUCUGGAUGUAUACAUUUUUGACAGCACAAAAUUAUGAUACUCAACACAUGAUAACUAGAGGAUUUUUAAACGAAAUUAUCAAAUCGUUUUUUUUUUAAUUUUCUGGCUGUUUAAGAAUAAAUCAGUUUUUACAAAAUUAAUCUACACACUAUUUAUGGAAUUGAAAUGAGUUUCUUGGUAAUUAUUGGACAACAAACAGCUACAUGUAUGCAAAAAAUAAUAAAUGUUUUCAUCCAUUGGUAUCAGAAAUAAUGAUGUAGUACUUUGUAUGUGUAUAAUGGUAUCUUUUUGCAAAAAGUUUUCAGGUAGGGGUAUUAUUUAAAAUAUCAUUUAAAUUAUUAUAUAAAAAAGUUUUGAAACAAUCUUACUUAAGACAAUGCCUAUGACGUUGUUCAAAUUAUUUUGGGGUGAAAAAACAAAAUGAAAACCAUGGUUCUGAAAAUCCUCGUAGACUAUGAUUUGGUCUUUUCAAUCCUCUAAAUCUUCUUACAUGUUACUGUAACCUUUUCUUUAUAUUUAGAUCUUUCUUUUGGAUUUUGGCUAACCCAUUGCUUUAAUUGUAUGUAGAUAUUUUACAUUUACUAUAAAAUCUAAUGUUCACUUAUGUGCAAUGAAAUGUGUUCACAUAAAAGGCCAGCGUAACCAUUUCCACAAUGAAAUUUAUACAAGCAAUUUUUUUUAAAUUUUUUGGGUGUUUUAACAUGUUUCUUGAGUUUUAAAUUUCAUGUUUUCAUAUUUAUAUGAGAAAAUUUUUAUUACAUAUUAACUUUAAAUUCAUGAAAUUUAAAUUUUUGUGGACAAACAGUAAAAUGAAAAUGGUGAAAAUAAAACUGCAAUAAAUAUGUUUGCAUUUACAGUAUACAUGAUCUAAGUGUCUAGUACAGAGAAUCAUAAUUGAUAUAGAUAGUUAUUCUGUAUGCCAUAUUUCAGCAACAAAAAUUACCAUGGUGCUCAGAAAAUUCAGUGUAGUUUCCAGAUAACCAAAGUUUAAGUCUGUCUCUACAUAGCACAAUUUGUGUUCGGCAUAUGCUUUUAAUGGAACCCCUUUUAACUUUAACUUUAGAUAUUAAAUCCUGCUUUUAGUUAGAAUCAGAAUACUAAACAUGGCAAAGCUUUUACUAUUGUAAAUAUUGUGCAUUAGUAACAUUCCUAGAGCAUUACUUGUUUGAUAAGGUAUUAUUGAUACAAGGGUUACAGUUGUUUCUUAUGAUCAUGCAUGGUUACCAAUAAGAUAUGUUAAAGAAUGAAAUGGUUUAUCAAAUUAAAAUUGUCUUAAAACGUUUCUGUAAAAUACUAUUCACUGUCAAAAAAUAUUAAUUGUGAAAGAGAAUUUUAGUAUCAUUGGUUAAGAGUGGAAAUAAGAACACUGAAAUUUCCAGGGAAGAAUUAUUACAUUAUUCAAGGAAUGACUGUAACAUUUUUACUGUCUAUGAAGAAAUAACAUCAAAAAUGUGAUGCACACUGAAAAACCCAAUAGAUAGAAAAAAUAUUACAGUCAUUCCUUAUAAUUUAGUUCUUAAUUCCAUUUUUAAGGAGUAAGUCAUGAAAAAAACAUUGAUGAUGUCACAGUCACAUAACAAAAUUAUGUCUAUGAGCUGAUAGACAAAAAACUUUCAGCCAAUCAGAAGACUUGUUUCAUCCAAAAUUAAAUUAUUCCAAUAUGGUUUAAAAUUUAACACAAAAACAUUCUUCAAAUGCACAUCUAAUUGUUAUGCAAAGGAUACCUGUUACCUAAGGCAUAAUGGUAUUUUGUGCUACAUUACUUUGAUACUUGUCAGCAACCCCCCUUUCCCCCAUAUUCAGUGUCUGAUAAGCAAGUAUUGUGCUCCAGUAGAAUGUGUACAUAUCAUACAUAAGAGUAAAAUAUAUUAGGACAUGAAUAUGUUAAGGGAUUAUAGAUUGAUUUUGGAUUGACAUAUAUGUUGUAGGACAAGUAGAAAGUAAAUAGUGUUCCUCUCCCACAGUCCUUUAUAGUAUUAUUUCUUGUGUUUUGUAUCUGGUGGACAUCCUGGAUAUCAGCUCUGGUAAAUGAAUUUUAGUCUUAAACAGCUAUUUUGAUCUUAACAGCAUCUGAAAAGUCUGAACCUAAGUGGUUAAAUCUUAUUAAGAGUUUAAGUAAAUUUAGAUCUUUUCUUAUUGUAAGUAAGUACAUGUCAGACAUUUCACUUUCAGUCAAUCAAGUACGGUUCAGUAGCUUUUCAGACAAUUAAGUAUGAUGUUGUUUUGAACAGGUGAAUAAAAGCUACUAAACAAACUGAAAAUAGACUGAACUAAUUUUAAUUGACUGCAAGCGAAGUAUCUCAACAGUACUAAAUUAACUGCAGUGGAUAGGUUUGAAAAUUGACUGAAAGAUUGUACAUGGCUAACUUAUUUUAUUGUUCAGUCUUUAAAGACCUGUUCAGAUCAAAAUUGAUUUACUAGUGUAGAUGAAUAACACUUCUAGUGAUGUGAUAGCAAGUAAUUGUCAAACAUUCAGAACAGAAUGAUUUUCUUGCACACCUGUUCUAGUUAUUAUUCACAAGAUUAUACAAUCUUAACAUGAGUAUGUAAGAUUUGUUUUUGAAAGUGUAAUGUGAAAGUAAGUAAGCUGUAGUCUUAAUAUUGCUGAUGCAUUUACAUAACCUGUACAAAACUUAUGUUUUAUUUAUCACAUGAUCCGAGAGUGGAUGUGUAUAUGUUCAGAUGAGUUUGUUGUAUGCUUGAUUUUGGCAGUGUAAGAAUGUAAACAGUGAAGCUUGAGUAUUUAAAGCAAAAUAUGCGUUUAUUUUUUAUAGUCUGUGAAUGUUAGUGUUAAAACUGACCAAUGGUUUUUGUAUAAUCAUGAUAAAUGUUAUUGUAUUUACAUCUGAAUUAUAAGUUUUAAUUUUAUGAUUUACCUUACACUUCCCAACAAAAAAAUCAACUCACUUUUACUUAUUUUUCUGAAGAUGCUUUUUCACACUUUUCUCUCUUUUCUAAAAAUAGAUACUGUCUGUCCUGAUUCAUAUAUCUUGUCUCACCUGUGAUAUCUUCCACCAGCAUAGUUGACAGCUUUUUUUUAAACAAUUGCAUCUCAAAUGCAAGCAGUAUAAAGGAAAAAAUAAAAACCAAUAGAUAUACAUUAGGACAAUGUCAGAAAAAUAUAACCUGUUUGUAUGAGGCUUAGAAACUUGGGAAGGGACGGCUAACCAAGUCCUUCAAAAAGUACUAAAAAGCUGACAUAUUUCUGACAUUGACCUAAAAUUGUUUUUAUAUUGCAGCUAAAAAUUACUACAAUUAUAUUUAUGAAAAAUGUCAACUCAAAAAUAAAACUUAUUUGCCAUCCCUACAUGAACCCCAGAUUGGAAAGAAAAGUGAUGCUAAAUAUCCCUUUGUUACUUUAUAAAGAAAGUGUUAUAGCUGCACUAUAAAGUGUUUUAUUAGUACUGAAAUUAAAACAUCUUGUAAACAUAAGAUUACAAGUUUCGAAGCAGACAAUAUCUCCUCUUUUAGAAAUUGGAUAUUUUUAGUCGAAUCUAAUAGCAGAAUUUUGUUCAGUUUAGAAGGAAUGUCUGCCUUAAUGAUAACCUUAAAAAAUUAAAAGAAAAUUUUUUUUUAAACAAGCUGUUGGCAAUCCCUGAAAUAUUAAUUUUUUGCACCUCUGCCAUAAAUGUUAUUGAUCUGUUUUUCAUCAAAUUUCGCAAAGAUGUAUGGUUUCUAAUUUGUAUAUCUUGCAUCUUGUACAGCAAAUGAAAUCUCAUUUGGGGAAGGAAUUAAGUAUCUUAAACGAUGCAUCUGUGAUUAGAGAUUAUUCUUUUGAUAACCAAUUGACCUGAAUUGCUGGCCCUUGUAAAGGUGUAAAAAAGUCUCAAAAAAUUUCUUCAGCAUUAUCCCUUGUCCUGCAUAUUUAUUUAAGUUUGAAAAAUUAUAAUUAUUCCACAAAUAUUCAAGCUAAUGUGAUGUCUAAUGCUUAUGUAAAUUUUUUUUUUAUUUUCACACUUUUAUGUUCAGUGUAAUCUUGCUAUUUCCAGUCCAGUAUACUGAUCAACCUGUGCUCUCAACAGUUUGUAGCUAAAUGUUACCCAGAAUAGUGUUUUGUAUGUAUGAUGUAUCAUCACUGAAAUGUGUCAUAAAUAUUAAGCAUAUUGUGAUAUAAAAUAUUAAUAAUA